Messenger RNA from Sciurus carolinensis (gray squirrel), 2454 nucleotides. RefSeq names its product trimethyllysine hydroxylase, epsilon (gene Tmlhe). The transcript has 7 exons. Lineage: Eukaryota; Metazoa; Chordata; Mammalia; Rodentia; Sciuridae. The coding region runs from base 126 to 1211 and encodes 361 amino acids. Gene Ontology annotation, cellular component: mitochondrion. The record is from RefSeq and is a predicted model, not a curated record. Gene Ontology annotation, biological process: carnitine biosynthetic process. Gene Ontology annotation, molecular function: iron ion binding; trimethyllysine dioxygenase activity.
CCGACACUUUCGGGGGGAGGGGGGAGCAAAACGCCCUGCAAGUGUACGUCCCAACGCCCUCCUUCUUUGCAUUUCCACCCGCUCAGCGGAAUUGGGAGUCGCGACCUCCAGCACAGUCUUCUAGGAUGUGGUACCACAGGUUGUCCCACCUACAAAGCAGGUUCCAGAACUUGCUGAAGGGAGGAGUCAAAUGUCAAGUCCUUCAACAGCCUAAUUUCAAAAACUUAUUUCCAAUAGACAUCCACUGGCAUCAUACAACCUCCAAAUCUCUGAAUUGUGCUUGGCAGCAACUUGAAGAUCAUUUUGAAUUACAAUAUGCUAACACUGUGAUGCGCUUUGAUUAUGUCUGGCUUCGAGACCACUGCCGCUCAGCAUCUUGCUACAACUCUAAGACCCACCAGCGCAGCUUGGACACUGCCAGUGUGGAUUUAUGUAUCAAGCCAAAGAUCAUUCGUCAGGAAGAGACCACACUCUUUUUCACUUGGCCAGAUGGUCAUGUGACUAGAUAUGAAUUGGAUUGGCUGGUGAAAAAUAGCUAUGAAGGACAGAAACAAAAGGUUAUCCAGCCUAGAAUAUUGUGGAAUGCUGAAAUCUACCAGCAAGCCCAAGUUCCAUCUAUAGAUUUCCAGAGUUUCUUAGAAACCAAUGAGGGACUGAAGAAGUUUCUACAAAACUUUUUGCUCUAUGGAAUUGCAUUUGUAGAAAAUGUCCCUGCCACUCAAGAACACACAGAGAAGUUGGCAGAAAGGAUCAGCUUGAUCAGAGAAACCAUCUAUGGGAGGAUGUGGUAUUUUACUUCAGACUUCUCAAGAGGUGAUACUGCAUACACCAAGCUAGCUCUGGAUCGGCACACUGACACUACCUAUUUUCAAGAGCCCUGUGGCAUUCAAGUGUUUCACUGUCUUAAGCAUGAAGGAACAGGUGGCAGGACACUGUUAGUAGAUGGAUUCUAUGCAGCAGAACAGAUACUUCAAAAGGCACCUGAGCAAUUUGAACUCCUCAGCAAAGUGCCAUUGAAGCAUGAAUAUAUUGAAAAUGUUGGAGAAUGUCACAACCACAUGAUUGGGGUUGGGCCAGUCUUAAAUAUCUACCCAUGGAAUAAAGAGCUUUAUUUGAUCAGGAUUAUAACACAGAGGGUCAAUAAGAUAUUACAUAUGGAAACGUUCAUAAACUGUAAAUCUCCAUCUGAAGCCAGGAGACUGCAGUCGUGAUCCGUUAAAAAAUUGUCUUAAGGAAAAACUGUACACAGAAAUUACAUUGGUCUUCUGUUCUCAGGUAUAAACAAUGAGUCAAAGUAUUAGGGAAACCUGACUUUAAAACCUGUCUGCUACUUAUAUGAGCCCUGUGACACGUUUAAUCUGACUUUCAAGUUUCCUAACGUCUAAAAGGAAGUUAACAAUUCCUUCCCUUCUGGAAUCGUGAAAGGAGUGAAUGAAAUAUUCGUGGAAGUACCUAACACAACCCUGGAAGUUUCUGGAAGUAGCAAUGGGGGUCAAGACUGGUGAAGACUAUGCUUCGUCACCCUGUUCUCCCUCUGGGCAUGGCUCCUCAAAACCUGGGAGGAAGCACUGUUACAUUCUUUCAUGUGAUUUUCAUGGUAUCCCUAUGAGAUCCACUAAGCAGGUGUUACUAUGCUCAUUUUACAUAUGGGAAAACUAAGAAUAUUGGCUUUGAUUGUGCUAUGUACUAAAACCAACCAACAUUCUCUGAUACCCAGGAAGGGGACCACUGGAUGUUUAUUUCUCUUUGCAAAGAACUUCUUUGGCAGUGUCUGCUCAAGCUGAGCAUACCCAUACUUAUGACCCAGAAAUUCCACAUCUUCAGAGUUUAUCAAACAGAAGUGAAUACAGAUGUUCACCAAAAGGCAAUGUAAGAGACUGUUCACAGCAGCCCUAUUUGUAGUGCUUCCAAACUGGAAAGUACUCAAAUAUUCACCAACAUUACUUAUACAAUGGAUAAAUAAACCAUGCUGUGCUCACAAAAUUAGAGUCUAUACAGCACCAAGGAUGAACAAACUACUGCUAAACAAUGAUGUCCUCAAUCUAAUACUAAAUGAAGGAAAAUAGAUAUGAAAGACUAGAUAUUGUAGAUAUGUAUGAAGAUGCGUGUAGAUACAUAUAGAUGUCAAUAAGGAUGUAGUCGAUAUGUAUGAUUCCAUUUAUAUAAAGUUUUGUUUCUCAUAAACAGUAAAUGCUUAUCUUUGGCAAUAGAAGUUGGGAUAGUAGUUCCCCUUGGGUAGGGGAAGGGGCAUGACUGGAGAGGGCCAUGAGGAAAGGUUAUGGGCUUCUAGUUAAUUACUUAUUUAUCUGGAAGGUAGUGAUAGAGAUGUGAUCUCGUCAUGAAAAUUCAUCAAGAUGUAUUUCUCUGCUCUGUGUGUGUGUGUUAUAUUUCAGUAAAAAGUUAAUUUGUAUCCCAUUUGUGUACAAUGCAUCAAAAUGCAGUCUGUAAAAAUAA